CUCUUCAUUGGUCAUUGAUUCUGCCAAAAAGAAACAAAGUCAGUAAAAGGAAGAGAAUAAUAGUUCACACUUCACAGUUCAAACAAAACAAAACAGAAAUAUCUCACUUGCAUAAGCAUUUCUCUCUAUGCAUCAAAGCAUAGAAUAAGGUGAGAAAAGAAGAGAUUGGAGUAUGAUGGGGAUGAAGAAGCUCAAACAAGUGUGGAAUGUGGCAUUAAUUUUGGUGGUGUUGGCAUGUUCAUUGGUUGGUGAAGGUGAAGCUUCAGUGUCCUAUGACCAUAAAGCUAUCACCAUCAAUGGACAAAGAAGGAUACUUCUCUCUGGCUCCAUUCAUUACCCAAGAAGCACUCCUGAGAUGUGGCCAGAUCUUAUACAGAAGGCCAAGGAAGGAGGUUUGGAUGUUAUUCAAACUUAUGUGUUCUGGAAUGGACAUGAGCCUUCACCUGGCAAAUAUUAUUUUGAGGGGAAUUAUGAUUUGGUGAAGUUCAUAAGGCUGGUUCAGCAAGCAGGCCUUUAUGUUCACCUCAGAAUUGGUCCUUAUGUCUGUGCUGAGUGGAAUUUCGGCGGUUUCCCUGUUUGGCUUAAGUACAUACCAGGCAUUAGCUUCAGAACAGACAAUGGGCCAUUUAAGUAUCAAAUGCAAAGAUUUACCACUAAGAUUGUGGAUAUGAUGAAAGCAGAAAGGUUAUUUGAGUCUCAGGGUGGUCCAAUAAUUUUAUCACAGAUUGAAAAUGAAUAUGGACCUAUGGAGUAUGAACUUGGUGCUCAAGGUAAAGCAUACACUGAUUGGGCAGCACAUAUGGCUUUAGGACUUAGAACUGGUGUUCCAUGGGUCAUGUGCAAGCAAGAUGAUGCUCCUGACCCAGUUAUUAACACUUGCAAUGGCUUCUAUUGUGAUUACUUCUCUCCAAAUAAGGCUUACAAACCAAAGAUGUGGACAGAAGCUUGGACUGGAUGGUAUACUGAGUUUGGAGGUCCAGUUCCUCACAGACCUGCUGAGGAUUUGGCAUUUUCUGUUGCAAGGUUCAUACAGAAAGGAGGAUCAUUUGUCAAUUAUUACAUGUAUCAUGGAGGUACAAAUUUCGGUCGAACUGCUGGUGGUCCCUUCAUUGCUACAAGCUAUGAUUAUGAUGCGCCUCUCGAUGAAUACGGAUUGCCUCGGCACCCGAAAUGGGGUCAUCUGAGAGAUUUACACAGGGCAAUUAAACUUUCUGAACCUGCUUUAGUGUCUGCAGAUCCUGUUGUACAAAGGCUUGGAAACUAUGAAGAGGCUCAUGUCUUCAAAUCAAAGUCUGGAGCAUGUUCUGCUUUUCUUGCAAACUAUAAUCCACGAUCCUAUGCAACGGUGUCAUUUGGAAAUUUGCAUUACAACUUGCCUCCUUGGUCUAUAAGCAUUCUUCCUGAUUGCAAGCACACUGUUUAUAACACUGCAAGGGUUGGUGCGCAAAGUGCGCAAAUGAAGAUGACUCGAGUUCCUAUUCAUGGAGGACUCUCUUGGAAAGCAUUUAAUGAUGAGACGACCUCUACCGAUGAUAGUUCCUUCACAGUGACUGGUCUGUUGGAGCAGUUAAAUGUAACAAGGGACUUAUCUGACUACUUGUGGUACUCUACAGAUGUUGUGAUAAAUUCCAACGAAUGGUUUUUAAGGAAUGGAAAGGAUCCUGUUCUUACAGCAAUGUCUGCUGGACAUGCUAUGCAUGUUUUUGUCAAUGGUCAGCUAUCAGGAACUGCUUACGGAAGCUUAGAAUUCCCCAAACUAACAUUUAGCCAGGGUGUGAAGCUCAGAGCUGGUGUUAACAAAAUCUCCAUUCUUAGUGUUGCAGUUGGUCUCCCGAAUGUUGGUCCACAUUUUGAAAGAUGGAAUGCUGGUGUUCUUGGUCCAAUUACAUUAAGUGGUCUCAAUGAAGGGAAGAGGGACUUAACAUGGCAGAAGUGGUCUUACAAGGUUGGUCUUAAAGGUGAAGCAUUGAGUCUUCAUUCACUUACCGGAAGUUCCUCAGUUGAGUGGAUGCAGGGUUUCUUUGUGUCGCGAAGGCAGCCCUUGACUUGGUACAAAACCACUUUUGAUUCUCCGGCAGGGAGCGCGCCAUUGGCUUUAGACAUGGCAAGCAUGGGCAAAGGACAAAUCUGGAUAAACGGACAGAGUCUUGGCCGGUACUGGCCUGCUUACAAAGCAUCCGGUUCGUGUGGAUCCUGUGACUAUGCUGGUACUUAUAAUGAGAAGAAAUGUUUAAGUAACUGCGGCGAGCCUUCUCAAAGAUGGUAUCAUGUUCCUCAUUCUUGGCUGAAACCAGCUGGGAAUUUAUUGGUUGUGUUUGAGGAAAUGGGUGGAGACCCCAAUGGGAUAUUUUUGGUUAGAAGGGAUAUAGAUAGUGUGUGUGCUGAUAUUUAUGAGUGGCAGCCAAAUCUUGUAAGUUAUCAGAUGGAAUCUUCUGGAAAAGUUAGCAAACCUGUGAGGCCAAAAGCACAUUUGUCAUGUGGUCCUGGACAGAAGAUCUCAUCCAUCAAGUUCGCUAGCUUCGGCACUCCGGUUGGCUCGUGUGGAAACUACCGUGAAGGAAGCUGCCAUGCCCAUAAGUCCUAUGAUGCCUUCCAAAAGAGUUGUAUUGGCCAAAAUUCAUGUGCAGUAACAGUGGCACCUGAACUUUUUGGAGGAGAUCCAUGUCCAAAUGUCAUGAAGAAACUUUCAGUAGAAGCCAUUUGCACCUAAUCAAUUUCCAACCUCAGAAAACAAAUGUAGAAUAAAAGGGUGGUUCAAGAUUGGAUUUUUUAUCAGCUAUAUUCAAUUCAAGAUUUUAGGUGUGCACUAAUACAACACCACAAGCAUUGAUUUUUGGCUUUUUAUUACCAAAGGUGAAGUUGCAAAAACACAACACACCAUGUGGUUGAUAAAAAAGCCUAAUAGGGAUUGAGAAAAUUGUGGAAUGUGUACAUAUAUAUUGGUGUGUUCAGAUUUGUUACAGAGAAGUGAAGAGUUUGAUUGGAUAAUGCACAUUGAGACGGCAAAGAUUUGAGUCCAUGUGCAAGUUCAAGUUGUUUGUAUUCUGUGGAAGUCACUUGCUUCCAUAGUAAUAUAAUUUUCCAUAUGAAGCUGCAUUGAGAGAAAUUUAAUCUAGAUUUUAGUUAUUUUCUUCCCUGUAAGUGUAAGAUACUUUGCCAACAUGAUAAGAUGAAAUUAUGUUAUGUUUUAUUUCAUUUUAUGUUU
This is a messenger RNA of Arachis ipaensis, 3205 nucleotides long. Its product is annotated as beta-galactosidase 1. NCBI's taxonomy places the organism in Eukaryota, Viridiplantae, Streptophyta, Magnoliopsida, Fabales, Fabaceae. Gene Ontology annotation, molecular function: hydrolase activity, hydrolyzing O-glycosyl compounds; carbohydrate binding. The record is from RefSeq and is a predicted model, not a curated record. Gene Ontology annotation, biological process: carbohydrate metabolic process.